Molecule: messenger RNA, 1642 nt
Organism: Echinops telfairi (small Madagascar hedgehog)
Lineage: Eukaryota; Metazoa; Chordata; Mammalia; Afrosoricida; Tenrecidae
Product: urea transporter 2
Exons: 9
Coding region: 75-1268 (397 amino acids)
Biological process (GO): urea transmembrane transport
Cellular component (GO): membrane
Molecular function (GO): urea transmembrane transporter activity
Source: RefSeq, a predicted model, not a curated record
AGGAGAGAGCAAACAGAGACCCCCUUCCUUAUCAGUACCGGAAGCCCACCCUGGAACUGCUUGACCUCCGUACCAUGGAGGAGACCCCCGAGAUCAAGGUGGAGGCGGGCAGCCCCACAGUAUCCCGGAUGCAGAGUUACAUGGCUGCCGGUGGGAAGAGGAUCAGCAGAGCCCUCAGCUACAUCACAGGCGAGAUGAAGGAGUGCGGAGAGGGCCUGAAAGACAAGUCGCCGGUGUUCCAGUUUCUGGACUGGGUCCUCCGAGGCACGUCCCAGGUCAUGUUUGUGAACAACCCCCUCAGCGGCGUCCUCAUCGUCCUGGGCCUCUUCAUCCAGAACCCCUGGUGGGCCAUCUCAGGCUGCCUGGGGACCAUUGUCUCCACGCUGACAGCUCUCAUCCUCAGUCAGGACAAAUCGGCCAUCGCCGCAGGACUCCACGGGUACAACGGAGUGCUGGUGGGACUGCUGAUGGCCGUCUUCUCCGACAAAGGGGACUACUACUGGUGGCUUCUGCUCCCGGUCAUCGUGAUGUCCAUGUCCUGCCCCAUCCUCUCCAGCGCCCUGGGCACCAUCUUCAGCAAGUGGGACCUCCCGGUCUUCACGCUGCCCUUCAACAUCGCAGUGACCCUGUACCUGGCAGCCACCGGCCACUACAACCUCUUCUUCCCCACGGCACUGCUGCAGCCUGCAUCCUCGGUGCCCAACAUCACCUGGUCGGAUGUCCAAGUGCCGCUGCUCUUGCGAGCCAUCCCCGUUGGAAUCGGCCAGGUGUACGGAUGCGACAACCCCUGGACCGGGGGCAUUUUCCUCUUUGCUUUGUUCAUUUCCUCGCCUCUUGUCUGCUUACACGCAGCCAUUGGAUCCACCGUGGGCGUGCUGGCAGCUCUCACCAUCGCCACACCCUUCAACUCCAUCUACUUCGGCCUGUGUGGCUUCAACAGCACCCUGGCCUGCAUUGCCAUCGGAGGCAUGUUCUACGUCAUUACCUGGCAGACGCACCUCCUCGCCAUUGCCUGCGCACUGUUUGCAGCCUACCUGGGGGCUGCCCUGGCGAACAUGCUGUCCGUGUUUGGAUUACCACCCUGCACCUGGCCCUUCUGCCUCUCAGCGCUCACCUUCCUGCUGCUGACGACCAACAACCCUGCCAUCUACAAGCUCCCCCUCAGCAAAGUCACCUACCCCGAAGCCAACCGCAUCUACUACCUGUCCCAAGAGAGAAACCGAAGGGCGUCUACCAUAACCAAGUACCAGGCCUACGACGUCUCCUAAAUUGCCUCUUCCAAAACGGGGCCACUCCGCCUCCCACGGACUGGCUGGGCCCCCAGGCUGAAGCCACUAGGACUUCCUUUCUGCCUGCUCUGUGAUUCUCCCCGCAAGCGAGCCUACACCCCCAGGGACUUCCAACCACAGGGAAGAGGUGGAUCCCCACUGGGGAGCCUCUCUGUUCUAAGAUGCAUAACACCUAUGAAGGAUAUGGUUAGUUUCGACUUUAGACCCAAAGCCACGCCGAAAGAGCUCCCUUUGAGGGCGACUUGCCUUCUGAAAAUUAAGCCCCAUCCCCAAAGAGAAGGCACUGGGACAGGGGCAGAGAUUAAGGAUGGUAUUCGUUUGUUGGGAAGCUCAGAGCUGGGGAACAGGCUGGC